AUGAUAUUAAGUCAGAGGAGGAUGCUGAGUUCAAAGCAACUAAUAGAGAACUUGAUAAGAUACAAAUUUCAUAAAACACCAUAUACUCGGAGCUCAAUAUGGCCUUUCAAAAGAAAUUCGGCGGUAAUAAUACUAUUAUUCAUUGGAAUGAAAGGCGAACUACGAGUGCUUUUAACUAAACGUUCAAGAACAUUGAGAAGCUUCUCAGGUGAUGUUUCAUUUCCUGGAGGUAAAGCUGAUUAUUUUCAAGAAACCUUUGAAAGCGUAGCCAGAAGAGAAGCUGAAGAGGAGAUUGGGUUACCGCAUGAUCCUGAGGUCUUGCAUAAGGAGUUCGGAAUGAAAUUAGACAAUUUGGUCAUGGAUAUGCCAUGCUAUUUAUCAAGAACAUUUUUAAGUGUUAAGCCAAUGGUCUGUUUUCUUUACAAAGAUAAAUUAGAAAAACAUGAGGAUAAAUACAAAGUUCCCUUAGAUAUCCGUAAGUUUUUUGGUAAGCUGAACCCUGGAGAAACAUCUUCUUUGUUUUCUGUACCACUCAAUGACUUAGUUAUACAUCUUCUUCCUGAAGCCGAUGAGGAUGUUAAGAGUUAUCAAGCAGAAUAUUUUGAGCGGAAGGAGUAUAAGCUUAAUUGGGGUGGAAUAAAAUGGUUGAUUAUGCAUUAUCAUUUUCACGUAGCAAAUAAUAACGAAAUGCCAUGGUUGCAAACCAUAGAGGAUUUAUCAAGUUCAGACGAAGACGGUGUUGAUGGAGGUAUUUUCAGAUUCAGGGAUUUGUGGGGACUCACAUGUAAAAUAUUAUUCGACGUUUCAUGUAUAGCUAAUGGACUAAUGGACGAAAAGUUAAAAGGAGAACUAGGGCACGAAGAUUUGAUAGUUGGACUACAUGACUAUGGUAAUCAGAUGCAACCGAACGGAAGAAGUGAAUGGGAGAUAGGAAUGAUCAACGGCGACAGAAACUUAAAAUAUAGCGAUGUGAUACCUGAAUACUACAUGAAGCACCUGCUGGAGUGCCGCUCGCUUUGGUAA
Molecule: messenger RNA, 1023 nt
Organism: Saccharomyces cerevisiae S288C
Lineage: Eukaryota; Fungi; Ascomycota; Saccharomycetes; Saccharomycetales; Saccharomycetaceae
Gene: PCD1
Product: 8-oxo-dGTP diphosphatase
Exons: 1
Coding region: 1-1023 (340 amino acids)
Cellular component (GO): peroxisome
Molecular function (GO): 2-hydroxy-dATP hydrolase activity; hydrolase activity, acting on acid anhydrides, in phosphorus-containing anhydrides; 8-oxo-7,8-dihydrodeoxyguanosine triphosphate pyrophosphatase activity
Source: RefSeq, marked reviewed